GGACUGGUGAAAGAUCUACGCUCUUCGUCGAGAUCGUUUUGCACCUAUGGCUCCAGUAGCACUCCGUAUACGUUCUACCACGUACCUGAAGCAGAAUUCAGCGCGACACAGCUCAACAAUCUGGUGCUCGACAUGCGAGGCGCCCAAGUAGCUGGAGACAUUACAUCCGUGGCGCAAGACGGAGGCCCAAAAUUCAAAUAUAAACCGCACUCGGUCUUCUGCAGUUGUGACGAUCCUCAAGAUGCACCGCAUGGAGCACCAAACAUUUGGAUAAAUCUCCUCGCUGGAGCCCCGACCACCGACUACUUUGUGUGUGAGAGUUCAUCAUCGUCAGAGAUGACUAACACCACAUUGAUCCUAGAUCGGGCAGUUGUCGUCGCUCGGAGAGACGACCACAACCCAUUUUUCCAGAUAUCGGGCAUCCUCAACGCGUGGAUCAUGAUGAAGGUGCUUGGCUGGGACAGCAGCUCCACACAACUCGUGACACUUGAUCGAGCGCUGCCAUCGCCCGUCGAUGAACUACGACAUGUCAUGCUAGGGCCCGACCGUCCAAUAGUCGGCGGUGACGAGCUUCAACAGCAUUUCGUGCGCAUUGAGACGGCGUUGUUGGCUCCGUACGAGGCGCGAGGACCGAUGAUGAGCCACUUCAACGACGAUCAACCUUGUCACGCCAACGAAAUGAUCAAAAACUUUCGAGACGAAGCUCUUCGAAGCAUGGACGUUGUCUCGCACAAGACCGAUCCGAAGCGAUGGCUGGUUACCGUCAUCUCGCGAAGCCCCUACAGCGGUCGGCGGAUCCAGCGGAUGUGGCGGAACGAGGACGACAUCCUGAACCUCAUGCGCUCGGAAUACAGAGACGCCUAUCGAUUCGGGGAGUGCGAGUUCCAGUCGCUCGACUUUGUCAACAUGACCAUGCGCGACCAGAUGCAGACGAUGGUGGAGAGUGACGUCGUCAUCGGCAUGCACGGCGCCGGGAUGGUCAACGUCAUGUGGACUCGACCUGAGACUCUCGUUGUCGAGAUCUUCCCUCGGUUUCGGCGGCGAUGGGGGUAUCGGAACCUGUGCCAGUAUCUCGGGUGCUCGUGGCAUGAAUUUCGUGAAGGAUCAGACUUAUUCGUCCGCAUCACAGACCCAAACGACAUGGACAAGUUUGUUCCCUAUCACGACUGGAAAAGAUUCUUCGACCCGCACUUCCGUGAGACCGUUGCGAAACUCGAGACGAAGAUUGAAGCGACAUAG
Messenger RNA from Phytophthora sojae, 1239 nucleotides. RefSeq lists its product as hypothetical. The record is from RefSeq and is a predicted model, not a curated record. The annotation marks the transcript as partial. The transcript has a single exon. Gene Ontology annotation, molecular function: glycosyltransferase activity. Lineage: Eukaryota; Oomycota; Peronosporomycetes; Peronosporales; Peronosporaceae.